ACUUCGGCCACUUCGCCAAACGAACAGGCAUUUUCAGCCUCUAAUACAAAUACUGUUUCAGUUCAAGCACUUCCUAUAAAACGGCCUAAUUCUUCACAAAAAUAUGAUAAUGCUGUUUCUUUUUCAGCGCUUUCUUCAGUAUUUGCAGAUCAAAAACCUUCAACUUCUUUAGUUAGCAAUUGGGCUCCUUCUUCUUUUGGUUCUCUGACUUCUAUUGAUCAAUUUUUUCUAAACUCUAAAAAAACGUCCAGUUCUAGCUUAAACUGGCUUGGUAUGGCGGGCGGGAAUAACAAUGUUGAUUCACCGGAUCCUGUUAUUCAAGAUGCAAAUUUGAAGGAAAAAGUUAAGAAAGCUUACAUAGAUUUAGAAAUAUAUGGUCGUCAAUUAUAUAAUGAUUCUUCUCUCGGAUUGUACCAUAUGAGUGAACAUAUUCGUAAAAGAGUGCCACAAAUCGUGGAAGAUAAGAAAGUAUUAACUAGUUUAACUAAAGAUGUUGAAGUUACUUUAGAAGAUAUGAAAGAUUCUUGUGAAGUAAUAGAAUCUAUGCCAACAAUCCCUUGCUUUAAUAAUAUUAAUGAAAUGUUAAAGCGUACUUUAGAAAUGGUUGAAGCUAAAAAUAAGGAUAAUGUAUAGCACUAUUUAAAUACCCGAAUACAAUACAAAUAUUUUUCAAGUACACGUGGUACUCUCAACAACACUCGAUUUGGAGGCGGAUAUUCAUAAUAUUUAAGGGAAUAUUUUACGUUUAAGAAAAUAUUAAUUAUAGCAUUUAUUAAUUAUCUUUAAUGAUAAUGUACUUUCGUUUUUGAUGAUAUUGUAGUAUUAUAUGGUUAUCUAGUUCACGAAAAGAAGUGGAAAUGUAAUAGCCAAAAAUAACUGCUUUAUCAUUAAAAUAUCCACAUUAAAUUCAACCGUCAAAUAAUUUCAACCUUUCAAAAUCAAUUACAAUUUCAAAUUCCAGAAUUUCAGAUUUCUUUAUUUAUUAGAUUCUUAUUUUAUUAUUAUUAUUAUU
Rhizophagus irregularis DAOM 181602=DAOM 197198 is the source of this 1012-nucleotide messenger RNA. RefSeq lists its product as uncharacterized. The record is from RefSeq and is a predicted model, not a curated record. Lineage: Eukaryota; Fungi; Glomeromycota; Glomeromycetes; Glomerales; Glomeraceae.